Molecule: messenger RNA, 1859 nt
Organism: Rhinichthys klamathensis goyatoka
Lineage: Eukaryota; Metazoa; Chordata; Actinopteri; Cypriniformes; Leuciscidae
Product: interferon-induced protein with tetratricopeptide repeats 1-like
Exons: 2
Coding region: 118-1410 (430 amino acids)
Biological process (GO): defense response to virus
Cellular component (GO): cytosol
Molecular function (GO): protein binding
Source: RefSeq, a predicted model, not a curated record
AUGAUUUUAUGAGCGUGAUCAUUAUAAAUACAGAACAAUCUCUCAGCAACUCACACAAAGCUCAAAUCAGCAUUGCUAGAAGGAACAUCUCGAACCAGACCACCACUAACCAUUAUUAUGGACAACUCUAGUCUAAAACAACGCCUUGAGAGGCUGGAGUGCCACUUCACCUGGGAUCUGGAGUGCAGUAAAAAUGAACUCCAAGAGUUUCUGAGCAAGCUGAAAUAUUUGGACCAGGAAACAUGCACUUGGCUGGUUCACGGCUACAACCUGCUGGGCUACAUCCAUCAGACUCUUGGCUCCAACACAGAGGCAGUGAAGCACCUCCACAAAGCAGAAAGUGUGAUCCAGGAGCAGGGAACAGAAGAGGCAGGAGUCCAGCUUCAGGUCAACAAAGCAAACCUGGCUUGGGUCUACUUCCAUUUGGGAGAGAUGGAUAAAAGCAAAGGAUAUCUAGAAGAGGUGGAGAGGCUUCAGCGAAUGCAUCCUGCUCCACCUGGAUGCACUUUACACCCUGAAGUCAGUGGAGAGAAGGGCUGGACGCUGGUGAAGUUUAACAAGUCCAAGAAGCGCCAGGCGAUUGAUUGCUUUAAGAUGGCUCUAAAUGCAGAACCAGAUAGGAAGGAAUGGCACAAAGGACUUGCCAUAGCCAUGAACAUGGAAUUUGCAUCAUCUGAAUUCACUCUAGAUGAGAUUGUAGAGCAACUGAAAAUUGCACAUGAAAAAGAACCAAAUAGUUUGUUCAUUCAUUCUCAUUAUUUACUAAAACUGUGCAAACAGAAAAAGGUGGACAUUGAAAAGGAGAUGCAAGGUUUACUAGAAAGAACUCUUGAAACUGGAAACCUGGAGUGUUUGCAUGUUAUUCUCAGGUAUUAUAGUGAACAGGAUUCUUUAGAUAAAGCUAUUCGAAUAGCAGAGACAGCUCAUGAAAAGUUCCCCUCUUCAGUUAAAGCGUUGAAACAAUUGGCAGACUGCUACAAAUGGAAGGUUUACAACAUGAAAGACAGCGAGGAAAGGGAGACUUUGGCUAGGGAAUCCAUUAAGCUCUUUGAGACGGAUCUUACAUAUUACCCUCACUCAUACAAAGUAAAGAUAGACCUUGCAUCACUGCAUUGUUACACACACGAAAUUGAGAAGGCAGAUGAGAUUUACAAGAACCUCCUGUCAGAGGAAAAUGAUAUUUCUCCUCAUAGACAACAGCACUUAUUUUAUAGUUAUGCCCAACAUCUAAAUCAUAAUAAAUCACAAUCCAGAGAUUCAGUCUCAUUUUACAUGAAAGCAGCAGAAAUCCCAGUAAUGACAGAAUGCAAACAAAAGAGUAUAAGAGUCCUUAAAAGCAUUAUGAGGAGGGGCAGAGACCCUCGCUGUAUGGAAAUUCAGCAUUUUCUGGAGGGAAUUAAUUCUGAUUAAAAUGUGCUCGAAUGCAUCAGACAAGUUAUGAACAAUGUCCCAACGUCAUACAUCAAUCCUCAAAAAUCAUUAUGGAGGAUCUUUAAAUUUCACUCAAUGCAGAAACCGUAAUGAAGAAAUGGAGGGGAAGAAAAUUAAGAAAAACAUGAAAAUGGGACAACUAUCUUAAUUCCCAAUCUUUAGUCAUUAUACUGUAUUCAGUACUUUGUUGUGUUAAUGGACUGUAGAUUCCAAUACCUGUUCAUUGUUUCCACUGAAGUGAAAAAAACUUCUUGGAGCUGGAUCAUAUGCUUAUUGCAUCUAGUUAUAACUAUUGUUCACAUAUGAGACGGAAAACACUUUCGCAAAUGCGUUCCUUUGAGACUUUCAUUUCUGAAAUGUGGAUAUACAGAUGUGUUGCUUACAGUAGCUACUGUUUCAAAUACAAGAAUAAACAUGUCUCUCUUUUA